CAAACAGGUAUCUCUCAGCUUUCUUCCUUACUCUCACUCUCCUCCUGUUGAUAUCUCUAUACACAUCAUCGACGCCGCUCUCCUUAAACCAGCUGUGUUGUAGCUGACUUGCGACUGCUCGCGAUGCCGUUAGCGUCGUCGGGAACCUGGCAGUCUUUAGGACGCCAGGCUUACCACCUAUUCAAUCAAGCACCAAACAUAUCUGCACACCGAACCAUCCAUAUUCCUUCUGCGCUUCCUAGGGGCGCAACACACUCCCAGUCAUCCCAUGCGCAAAGGCUUCUGCAGCGAACUCGAAACCUCGUUCAGGGGUUCGUCGGGCAUCUCACCACACCUGGGACUCUCGGCAACCACGCUGCUGCAGGCCGUGCAUAUCACGGAGCUGCGCACGGUACCAGGGGACCGACGAUUCAACAAGGUCUUUCAUUCACUACCCGUUACACCCUCGCCCAACCUCUCGGCGCGCCGAAGCUGCCUCGCGCACCCACCGUGCCCCGCAGCGUGACGCAGGUCGGUCUGGGUACCGCACGUAACUUCUCAUCCGGACGUCCCAUCUUCCAGCAUCUUGCGGAGAAUGUCUCCGUUACGGGUCGGGCAUUUUCGCAGCUUGACUUUGACCUCAGGAUGAACAAAGAACGACAGGCGUACCUUGGUAAGAAGGUAGCUCGUGAGGCCAAGAAAGAGAAUCAGAAGGUUCGGGCAGAGGGGAUCCAAUUCCACCCUGCUGCUACUGCUGCUGAUCUUGAUGCUUCAACCUCGCCCUCGACAGCGGAGCGCGAGAUCGAUCAUUACUUCCCUGCUACCCCUCUUCCCCGUGUCACUGCAACUCUUCUCAUCCCCCUCGCCCCCACCCCUACGUCGCGUCUCCCUCUCCCCGCCAAUCCAGCCUCCUCCUCGUUGCACCCACUCCUUCCUGUUUCUGCUCUUUCUUCGAUCCACCAGGACCAUAGGCUGCACUCACUCCGCAUCUCCACCAUUUUCGCACGCCUUGAUGUCGCAGAUGUCUGGGCUUCUGGCGCAGUCUGUGAUGUCUUUGGAGAUACACGAGGCGAGGCGAGUGUCCUGCGUAUCACAUUCGCAGGGUGGGACGCAAACAGGGUCCGCGGUGUGAUCGGCGAGAGUGGGCAAGGCUGGUGCGUGCUCGAGGAGGAGCGUGAGGAUGAUCCGACUGCGAGCGAGAUCGAGAGCGAGAUUGAAGACGUGUUGUCACAGAUCACACUUAGCAGAAGUCGCGCGAGCACCGCCAACGUCGCAGAAAGCCGCAUCUUUGAAGACCCCGAGGUCUCGCGGUCCUUCGUGCUGCCCUCGCUUGACUUUUCUUCCUCCAUACAUACUACAGAGCCCAUCUCGCCGUUGUCGGUCGCAAGCACACCAGGUUCAGAACCUCCAUGGAUCGACGGGGAUAUGUUCUCUGAGUUCGGGUCGAUCAGCGAUGGCUCGGGCAGCUGGAUUGAGCCUCCAUCCGUCAGCAUCGCACGCACAUCUUCCGACGCUUCGUCGAGUUGGAUCGGAUUCAGCUCGGCGUUCCAUGACAGGAUCGAAGGCCCGAGAGAGGUGUUUUGAUAGGUUAUGAUUAUUCUCUUGUUAAUGUUGAUUCCUGUACCGCGUGACUGUCUUUUCUUCCAGAUGGCUCGUAUACACUCUUUAUUUCCGUGUUGUUUUGUGUUCUAUAAACGAUGUAUAACACUCUCAAAUGAUCCUGCAUUCUUAGCUUUACCAGCUACCUGGAUGAGCUACAGUUCAGAUUUUACCGCGGGCCUGGUUGCACAAAGAAAGACAUCCAGAGGUUGAUAGAAACCAAAAUUCUCAGCUUCGUCCACCGAGGACUAUUCCCUAAAAGAAGAAAAUACCGAGAAAAAACACAUGCAACUCGGCGCGACAGCACGAAACCAACCGUCCGACGAGCACCAAUUUGGAGCCCAAAGUGAUCAAGUUUCACAGACUGUAUCUUUCCCCAAAUAUUCCUUCUUCCAUGGCCUUGAUUUGAAGUGCCAAGUGCUUCGAGUAGAACCUGCACAGGGCUAGAUUUCCCAUCAUGCAAUACAGAUUGGGCACACCAGAAUCCCGCCACGUUCCAUUGAUCUCGCCUUCCUUGUUUAGUCCCCAGAUCGGCUUCAGCUUGUCUCCAAGUUCGUCUCCGAUGACAGCGCGGAUAGAGGCCCUGACGUCCCCAUACCCUGUGGCAAAUAUGACCACGUCGGCGUCCAGCUUGCUCCCGUUUUCGAACAGGAGCCCGGACUUUGUGAAGCGGGAAAUUUGACUGUCGUUCUUGAGCUUGAUCUUCCCGUCAAUGAUCGCCUGACUCGCGCCUACGUCAAAGUAAUAUCCGCCUGCCCUUUCCCAGGCGAGUAAUGGAAAGCCUGACCCAUCAAUGCCAUAAUUCAAACGGAAGCCAACACGCUCUAGCCCUUCGAGCACGUCCCUAUCCUUGUCCGCUAUGAGCUUCACCACUCGCUUGUUCAUCGUUUUUGAGAAAUAGAUGGGAAACGAAGCGUUGAUGAGGUCUGCUCUCUCAACAGGCGGACCGUGUUCAGAGUAAUUGCUUUCGAUCUGGAUCGGUACGCCAUGUUUCGUAGACAUGAUGUACGUCGAGCUGCGUUGGAAGAGGGUGACAUCGACACCUUUAUCACUCAAGUCCUUGGAAAUGUCAUGGCCAGACGUGCACGCCCCGACAACUACGACUUUCCGUCCUUGAUAUUGUUUGGCUGUCUUGAAUUGUCCUGAGUGCAUGACCUGGCCUUGGAAUUCGUCUAUUCCGGGGACCUGAGGCAUGCUCAUGA
Molecule: messenger RNA, 2780 nt
Organism: Heterobasidion irregulare TC 32-1
Lineage: Eukaryota; Fungi; Basidiomycota; Agaricomycetes; Russulales; Bondarzewiaceae
Exons: 10
Coding region: 124-1563 (479 amino acids)
Source: RefSeq, a predicted model, not a curated record